AUGGCGGCUCUCAGCAAGUCCAUCCCUCAUAACUGCUACGAGAUCGGCCACACUUGGCACCCUUCCUGUGGGGUCUCCUUCGUGCAGAUCACCGGGGGCGCCCUGGAGGAGUCCCUGAAGAUUUACGCCCCACUGUACUUGAUUGCAGCAAUUCUCCGGAAACGAAAAUUAGACUAUUAUUUACACAAACUACUCCCUGAGAUCCUACAAUCUGCUUCAUUUCUGACUGCUAAUGGGGCCUUGUAUAUGGCUUUCUUUUGCAUUUUAAGGAGGAUACUUGGAAAAUUCUACUCUUGGAGUCCUGGCUUUGGUGCCGCUUUGCCAGCAUCUUAUGUGGCUAUUCUAAUUGAAAGAAAAAGCAGGAGAGGGCUGCUGACUAUUUAUAUGGCCAAUUUGGCCACAGAAACACUAUUUAGAAUGGGAGUAGCAAGAGGAACCAUCACAACGUUAAGAAAUGGAGAAGUCCUUUUGUUCUGCAUCACAGCUGCCAUGUACAUGUUCUUUUUCAGAUGCAAAGAUGGUUUGAAAGGAUUUACAUUCUCUGCCCUCAGGUUUAUUGUAGGGAAGGAAGAAAUUCCCACACAUUCUUACUCACCAGAAGCGGCAUAUGCAAAAGUGGAACAGAAGACAGAGAAACAUGAGGAAAAGCCAAGAAGAAUGAAUGUAAUUGCUCUAAUCAGGAAACUUGUGGAUUCAGUAUGUAAGCAUGGACCAAGGCAUAGAUGUUGCAAACACUAUGAAGAUAAUUGCAUCUCUUAUUGCAUUAAAGGUUUCAUCAGAAUGUUUAGCGUGGGAUACUUGAUCCAGUGCUGCCUCCGAAUUCCCUCUGCAUUUCGGCAUCUGUUUACACAGCCAUCCCGGCUAUUUUCUCUCUUCUACAAUAAAGAAAACUUCCAGCUCGGAGCUUUUCUGGGCUCUUUUGUUAGUAUAUACAAGGGUACUAGUUGCUUCCUGCGCUGGGUCAGAAACCUGGAUGAUGAAUUGCAUGCUAUUAUAGCUGGCUUUUUGGCAGGAGUAUCAAUGAUGUUUUAUAAAAGUACAACAAUUUCCAUGUAUUUAGCUUCCAAGUUGGUAGAGACAAUGUAUUUCAAAGGCAUUGAAGCAGGAAAGGUUCCCUAUUUUCCCCAUGCAGAUACUAUCAUCUAUUCCAUCUCUACAGCAAUUUGCUUCCAGGCAGCUGUGAUGGAAGUUCAGACUUUGCGACCAUCUUAUUGGAAGUUUCUUUUAAGACUCACCAAGGGCAAAUUUGCUGUCAUGAACCGAAAAGUCCUUGAUGUUUUUGGUACUGGUGCAUCUAAACACUUUCAGGAUUUUAUCCCUAGGUUGGAUCCAAGAUAUACAACUGUAACACCAGAGUUGCCCAUCGAGUUUUCUUGA
Puma concolor (puma) is the source of this 1377-nucleotide messenger RNA. It is a transcript of the gene TMEM135, whose product is annotated as transmembrane protein 135. The record is from RefSeq and is a predicted model, not a curated record. Lineage: Eukaryota; Metazoa; Chordata; Mammalia; Carnivora; Felidae.